AUGAUGGAAAUCCUCUUGAGUCUUGCUGUUGAUGUUCGUUGUGGUUAUGAAAAACACAUGUUUGUAAGCCCCUCAGACUUUUUGGAUGCAGAAAAGACUUGCUCCGUGAUUAUAAUCAGGAGACGGCUCAUUCUCUGGUCUACAUUAGAUGUAAUGAAGCAAGAUUUUUUUCAAGAGGCAAAAAAUCUCAUUGCUGAACAUGAGAACAUAAAGGAGAAUAAAGUUCAAGGUACUUCUAUAAAUGUUUUUAAAAAUAAACACCAAAAACCAAAAUCUAUCAAAUACAUACCUUUGGAUGUUAAAAACAAGGAAGUACUUGACGUGGUUCAUGAGCAUCAAAAAGCACUCAGAAAUAUUUGUCCCAAGGAACUUCCCAAAAGUGAACAUGUUGAAGAGACCUCACAGCAAACUUGCUUCAGGAAGCCUCAACUUUUUAGUAUAAAAGAAAAGCUUGAGUCCAUAGAUCACAGUACAAAAGAACAAGUUAAACUGGGUAAAAUUGUGACAGAUAUUGACUCAGUGAGUAAAAAAAUGGAGAAAGAAAAACAAUAUCUUGAGAAGUCCAGGUGUGUCAGCCAUGAAGGAGGAAUCAGCACACCGUUCUCCACAGUAGCUGUACCGUUUUACUUCCCCCUGGCAAUGCAGAAGGGUCCCACAUCCUCCACACCCUCCCAGACACUUGUAUUUUCUGAUGUCUACAUCCUGAUAGGUUCGAAGAGCCAGCCUGCUAGCUUUUGCUACGUGGCACAAGGCGACGACAGGAUCAAGAGGCCAGUGGAGCUGACCAGCCAAGAUGCCAUCUCACUGCCUUGCCUGGAGUCCUUAAUCAGCCUGCUGCCAGACCUGACCCUAAAGCCGGACCAGGCCUCUCAGCAGGGGACCUCUCCAACUUCUCCCCUGGCCGUCCGCCUGGGAACUUUGAGCCUACUGCCCAGAUCGUACGUCGCACUUGCUACUGUCGAGCUGCGUGACAGUAGGCGCUCGCGACAUAAUGUACUAAAUAUUGACGCUCAUUUUAACCAUAAAGCCAAACCACAGUUUGGUAAAAGCACUUUGACGUGGUCGGAGAGUGUGGGUGUGAGGCUUAUUGUUGUGGAGGUGGUGUGGAAAUGGUAUCAUCCCAGUAAACACUUUAUGAAAAGAAAGCAAAAACUUAUCAAGCCAGAACCAAAGUCAGAAUUCAGGUUAAAAAGUAUUCCAGAUAAAAUUGAUAAAGUUGACAGUAAAGUUAAAAGAAUUGGACCACAUAUAGAGAUCUUCCAAGUUUUCCGAGAAAAAAACAAAUUUUUAAUGAGCAAGAAAAUGGUUAAAAUGAUUACCACAAUGCAGGCACAUGUCAGGGGGUGGCUUGAACGCAGAAGAUUUCAAAGAAUAAUGACCAAGGCUUUGUUUCAUGGAUCCAAUUUGAGAGCAGUUAUAAACAUGUAUCGUGCAGUGAUCCACCGUGUUAGAUAUCGACUUGGGCUUUGGAGAACACGGCAGGUUAUCAACCUUGCAGAGCUAGAGGAAUGGAUGGACAGAAAAAAAUAUUAUGAAACAAUGUUUGCUAAGAGAGAAGACUGGCAAGGACUAGAUCGAAAUGAGCUCCUUAAGUACUUCAAUGACUGUGGUCAUUUCCCAACCCAGGCACAAAUUGAUGAUACUUGGGACCUGGUCCACAGAAGUAACCAAGAAAAAUAUUCUAGAGUGAUCAAAAAGUUCAAUGCAAUUGAAAUGUUAUUUACACUCUAUCCACCUAAAGGAGCCCAGAUUUCGAAUAACAUGAGACUCAGGUCGACUUGGCUGAGACCCAUAGUAAAUGGAGAAGAAGGGUAUAAGUAUAUAGUGAGUGGACAUCCGGUACUCAAGAGAGCCAACAUCCGAGUUGUUGGGAAGUUGGUGGCAGCAUCCAUAAGAGAAAGGAAAACGAAACUAUAUUAUAAAUCAUGAGAAGUUUUUGCACAAUGCUAUUAA
Messenger RNA from Lepus europaeus (European hare), 1953 nucleotides. RefSeq names its product IQ motif containing M (gene IQCM). The record is from RefSeq and is a predicted model, not a curated record. Gene Ontology annotation, molecular function: protein binding. NCBI's taxonomy places the organism in Eukaryota, Metazoa, Chordata, Mammalia, Lagomorpha, Leporidae. The transcript has 14 exons.